Molecule: messenger RNA, 2116 nt
Organism: Cornus florida
Lineage: Eukaryota; Viridiplantae; Streptophyta; Magnoliopsida; Cornales; Cornaceae
Exons: 2
Coding region: 1098-1610 (170 amino acids)
Source: RefSeq, a predicted model, not a curated record
GUCAGUUGAUUUCUGAGAUAGAGUAGAGAGAGAGAGAGAGAGGGAGAGGGAGCGUGUGUGGUGUGGAGAGAGAAACGUAGAAAAGGGUAAGAGAGGCAACUAGAGUCAAUAGACAUGGAAUGUUGGAGUGAUAGCUAGGGUUUCGAACUCAAGUUCUGCGAUUUCACCGUUCCUUUCUCUUUCCGGCCAAAAAGUUUUUGUUUUUCCGGUGAUACCACCGUUAGAUUUGGUUAAAACUUCUACUUCUCGGCGAGAAUUUCGGUUUUUUCGGUGAUAUGACCGUUUGAUAGGCUUAUCACCGUUUGAUUCCCCCGAAAAACUUACUCUCGCCGGCGAAAUUGCCCGGUUUUACUGUGACAUGGGUGAUGAAAUGAUCGUUUAAUCUCUCCAUUUUUUUCGGUAAUCCCGAAUUUGCCCCCAAAUCACGAAUUUUUUUAUUUAUUUAAUUUUUUUAAUCUGUUUGCUGAAAUCAUAGUUGGUUUUCCAAUUGUGGGUUUGGAGCAUUGAUUUUUCUUUGAUCUUUUGUGUAUGUUCUGAGAAAUUUGCAGUAUUGAAGUAUUGAGUGGAUUAUCACUAUUUCUGUUGUGGAGUUCUUUUAACUCUGAAGAUAUUAUUGUGUUCAAUUAUGGUUCUGAAGUUGGAUCAAGUGUUACUUCACUUCCCUUUAUUUAUUGGUUACUCUUAAUGGAAGUGAUUGUCUUCACAUCAUAGCUUGUUUGUGAAGUAGGCUGAUUUUUGUGUGCCUUAAAUUGGAACUCAGUCAUGAGAGUUAUUGUGAUAUAAAAAAAGUUCAAAAGACCUUUUUGUAAAUCAUUUGAUGAUGAUUUUUACUUUAUGUUUUUAAAGUUUUUUUUUUUUUUUUUUUUUCAUAAUUUUAGCCGAAUUUAAAGUUUUUUUGUUUGGAUCCCAUUGACAUUUUGACAUCUUCCCUAAUUUGGUUUUAUUUGCAUUGAUUCUUUUCCUAAUCUGGUGUUGCUGCAAUAGGCAGAACCCACUUGCAAUUCUCGAGCUUUUGGCCGGCCUUGAUUUUGUGCUCCAAUUCGGAGAAUUCUGAAUACCCUUUUUAUCCAAAUUUUGCUCUCUUGGUGUUUGGUGAAAUGGCUGUUUCUUUUACCCGAUUUUCGUGGUGGUUGUGGGGUGGGAAAGAUAAAGAACCUGUUGCUAAUGGGUCUUCGAAAAAUUCUUCUUCGGAUUGGGGUUUAGGUUUGAGGGAACCGGAUGCACAUACAGUGAAAUUUCCAUCCGUUAAGGGGGCGAAGAUGGCCUCUUCGACGAGGAAGGUAAAACGGAAAUGGCAGAGCAGGGAAGAAAGGAGAAUUGACAAGGAGUAUGAUGGUGUGUUGGUGCCAUCAGAUGGCGUUUGUUUGUCGGGGUCUGAAUCCGAUGACUCGGACUGGUCAAUUGGGUGGCUGGAACCGCACGCCCCUGAUUUCCAGAGUGAUGAUGAGGCAGACGACAGUUUUGCGGUGUUAGUUCCUUGCUACAAGCAUAAUUGCAAGGAGUUGGAGGAAGGGCCGAAUAAUCAGUUCUUGAAUGCCAUCAAGAACCUUCCAAAUGAGUAUUCUGCUGAGGGCAAAAAGUAUGUGGAGCAGUGGCUUUCUUCUAUUUAGAAUUGCUGAUGCAUACUGAUUCUUGGUGGCCUGGUUCUUGAUUCUGUGGUGAUCCAUUUGAAGUAAUGGCUGAGAUGUGGUACGGGUUAGAACUUGGGAAAAAAUAUUUCUCUCUCUCUCUCUAUAUAUAUAUAUAAUACAAAUAACAAAAAGAAGAAAAAGAGAAGUUAACAACUGUGUCUGCAGUCUGUGAGGAGUGCAGAUGAUGAUCAACAUAUGUUUAAGUCGAGGGGAAUUUAUUCAGUUGAGAAAACAGGUUCUCUUAUGAUUCAGCAAUGUCAGUGAUGAAGAACAUAUGUAUCUUACUGUUUUUGCUGCACAUUUUCUUAUGUUCUCCAGGUUGUAUGGUGUUAGGGUUAUGUCAACCAUUGCAAGGAGUAACUAGAAAUGUAGUGCAGAUAUUUUGUUUUCAAUACUACUGCUGUAAAUAUAUAGAACAUAUUUAUGCUCCACUGAUAAUUUUUCGUCUCUUUAAUGGUGAGAGUAAGGGUCUUCUGUUCGUUUCU